AGAAGGAGGCUGUCGGUGGGGUAGUGGAGAAGGCCGAGUUGUUUACGCCAGGCGCUCUCUCCCGGCUGGAAGGAGGAGUAGGAGCGGCGCCACGGAUAUGGCCGCCUGUAACACCUGCGCAGCGGCCGCGCGGCUCCUCAGCUCCUCGCUGCCCUCCGCGCGCAGAGGUAUUACAUGUGGCCGUUCUUGCCUUCCUGUUUUAGGAAUAAUUGGGACUUUUGAAGCACGGUCACUGAGAAGUAUUCCCUUGAGAACUUUCUCUGAAACACCGGCAUAUUUUGCUUCAAAGGAUGGUGCAAGCAAAGACGGUUCAGGAGAUGGGAGUAAGAAAACUGUUAGUGAAGGCAACAGCAAGAAGUCAAGUUCUGGAGGCUCCGGCAAAGGUGGAAACCAGCUGCGUUGCCCAAAGUGUGGGGACUUAUGCACACACGUGGAGACCUUUGUGUCUUCUACCCGCUUUGUGAAAUGUGAAAAAUGCCACCACUUCUUUGUCGUGUUGUCAGAAGCAGAUUCCAAGAAGAGCAUCAUUAAAGAACCAGAAUCUGCAGCCGAAGCUGUGAAGUUGGCCUUCCAACAGAAGCCGCCACCUCCACCAAAAAAAAUUUAUAACUACCUCGACAAGUAUGUUGUUGGCCAGUGUUUUGCCAAGAAGGUGCUUUCAGUCGCAGUGUACAAUCAUUAUAAGAGAAUCUACAACAAUAUCCCUGCCAACCUGAGGCAGCAAGCUGAAGUUGAAAAGCAAACUUCCUUAACACCAAGAGAAUUAGAAAUCAGAAGACGGGAGGAUGAGUACAGAUUUACAAAACUUCUCCAGAUUGCUGGCAUUAGCCCCCAUGGCAAUGCUUUGGGAGCGUCUAUGCAGCAGCAGGUGAACCAACAGAUGCCCCAGGAGAAGCGAGGAGGCGAAGUGUUAGAUUCAACUCAUGAUGACAUCAAGCUUGAAAAAAGUAAUAUUUUGCUGCUUGGACCAACUGGAUCAGGUAAAACCCUGCUGGCUCAGACUCUGGCGAAAUGCCUGGACGUCCCUUUUGCAAUCUGUGAUUGUACAACUUUGACUCAAGCAGGCUACGUGGGAGAAGAUAUUGAGUCUGUUAUUGCAAAACUACUGCAGGAUGCAAACUACAAUGUAGAAAAAGCUCAGCAAGGAAUUGUUUUCUUGGAUGAAGUGGAUAAGAUUGGCAGCGUGCCAGGCAUUCAUCAGUUACGUGAUGUGGGAGGAGAAGGCGUUCAGCAAGGCUUGUUAAAGUUACUGGAAGGGACAAUUGUGAAUGUUCCAGAGAAGAACUCCCGUAAAUUACGUGGUGAGACUGUGCAGGUUGACACAACCAACAUCCUCUUUGUGGCUUCUGGUGCUUUUAAUGGCCUUGACAGAAUCAUCAGCCGGAGGAAAAAUGAAAAGUAUCUUGGCUUUGGAACUCCAUCAAAUCUGGGGAAGGGCCGAAGGGCUGCAGCAGCUGCAGACCUGGCUAAUGUAGGUGGAGAUUCCAGCACUCAGCAGGAUAUGGAAGAAAAAGAUCGCUUGCUUCGGCACGUGGAGGCACGAGAUCUUAUUGAAUUUGGCAUGAUCCCUGAGUUUGUGGGGCGUUUGCCAGUGGUGGUUCCUCUGCACAGCCUUGAUGAGAAAACCCUUGUACGGAUUCUUACUGAGCCGCGGAAUGCAGUGAUUCCCCAAUACCAGGCAUUAUUCAGCAUGGAUAAGUGUGAAUUGAAUGUUACUGAGGAUGCCCUAAAGGCUAUAGCCAGGUUGGCCUUAGACCGCAAGACUGGUGCAAGAGGUCUUCGAUCUAUAAUGGAAAAGUUACUGCUGGAACCCAUGUUUGAAGUACCCAAUUCUGACAUUGUAUGUGUGGAGGUUGACAAAGAUGUCGUGGAAGGAAAGAAGGACCCAGGAUACGUCAGAGCUCCAGCUAAAGAUGCUUCUGAAGAAGAAUACGAUUCAGGAGUAGAAGAAGAAAACUGGGCUCGCCAAGCAGAUGCUGCAAACAAUUAAAUGCUGUCAGAAUGCUCUGCAGAAAAUGCACUUAAUGGGGAUUUUGUUUUUAAGACCACAUCCGGCUUUUUAGCCUAUUUGAUAACAUUGGAUCUCUCCUGAAUAUGAUACAUGUUCGGAAGGUGUUGGCAACUCUAAUGGGAAAUCAGAUCAAGUAUUUUGCGUAACAUCACACUGAAUUAUUAUUUUUUUAGUGGACACAUGGACUUCAGUGACAUAAUGUUCAGAAAUGAAAUGUAUAUUAUGUUUUGUUCAGUUAAAAACAAAAAACAAAAUAUGCUCUCUUUUAGUGCUGAGCUGAAAAGGUGGACUCCCCUUGUAAAAUUCAUCCCUUUCUCCUUUGGGGCACUUUUUUUGGC
This is a messenger RNA of Zootoca vivipara (common lizard), 2349 nucleotides long. It is a transcript of the gene CLPX, whose product is annotated as caseinolytic mitochondrial matrix peptidase chaperone subunit X. Gene Ontology annotation, cellular component: mitochondrial matrix. Lineage: Eukaryota; Metazoa; Chordata; Lepidosauria; Squamata; Lacertidae. The record is from RefSeq and is a predicted model, not a curated record. Gene Ontology annotation, molecular function: protein dimerization activity; ATP hydrolysis activity; ATP binding.